GCUCGCAGCUCAAGCACCGGCGGGCUACAGCGCUAGCUAGUAGCUAAAUUUGUGAAGAAGCAUGAGGCCGGGACUCAUGGUGGCAGUCGCCUGCUGCUUCCUGGUGGGGGUGGUCGCCGCGCCGUCGGCGGCGGCCCGCGACGGCGAGCUGAAGGUCGGCUACUACGACGGAAAGUGCAGGGGCGUCGAGGGCAUCGUCAGGCUGCACGUCGUCAGGGCUCUCGCGCAGGACCGCCGCACCGGCGCCGCCCUCCUCCGCCUCAUCUUCCAUGACUGCUUUGUCAGGGGGUGCGACGGUUCCGUCCUCCUUGACGCCUCCGACGAGAACCCUCGUCCGGAGAAGUCGGCGCCGGUGAACAUCGGGCUGUCCGCAUUCGACGUCCUGGAGGAGAUCAAGGCCGCUGUCGAGAAGAGGUGCCCCGGCGUGGUGUCCUGCGCCGACAUCCUCGUGUACGCCGCCCGCGACGCCGGCCGCAUCCUCAGCGACGGCCGCGUCGACUUCGACGUCCCGGCGGGUCGCCUCGACGGCCUCGUCUCCUCCGCCGACGAGGCGCAGGCGGAGAUCCCGGACCCCACCCUCACGCUUCAGCAGCUCAUCGACAACUUCGCCCGCAAGAACUUCACCGUCGAGGAGCUCGUCAUCCUGUCCGGCGCGCACUCCGUCGGCGACGGCCACUGCUCCUCGUUCGCCGCCCGCCUCGCCGCGCCGCCGGACCAGAUCGCUCCGGCGUACCGCGACUUGCUCAACUACAAGUGCUCCAGGGGCGCCGACCCCGAGGUGGCCAACAACGUGCGCGACGAGGACCUCGCCACCGUGGCGAGGUUCAUGCCGGCGUUCGCCGGCCGCGUGCGCGCCGUCAGCAGGCUGGACAACACCUACUACCUGAACAACCUCGACAAGGUCGUCAACUUCAACUCCGACUGGCAGCUGCUGACGGGAGACGAGGCGCGCGGCCACGUCCACGAGUACGCCGACAACGGAACCCUCUGGGACCACGACUUCGCCGACUCGCUGCUCAAGCUCAGCAAGCUGCCCAUGCCGGCGGGGAGCAAGGGAGAGAUCCGGAACGAGUGCAGUGUCGUCAACCGCCGCUAGUUUAAUUAGUACGAAGUACGUACUAAUUCGAUCGGACAGCACUUGCAGGUCUUAAUUACAUAAUAAUGCAUGCAAAAGACGAGGCACAGUGGACACUCGACAGAACCUAUGUUUGUGGUCAUGCCCUAUCUACGUUGUUACACACACUACUUCCUCGGUUCUAUAUAUUAUAAGAUGUCUUAGGUGCCCGCUUGUUUGG
This is a messenger RNA of Oryza brachyantha (malo sina), 1295 nucleotides long. RefSeq names its product peroxidase 2-like. Gene Ontology annotation, cellular component: plant-type cell wall; plasmodesma. The transcript is spliced from 3 exons. The record is from RefSeq and is a predicted model, not a curated record. Gene Ontology annotation, biological process: hydrogen peroxide catabolic process; response to oxidative stress. Bases 62 to 1096 code for a protein of 344 amino acids. Gene Ontology annotation, molecular function: heme binding; peroxidase activity. Lineage: Eukaryota; Viridiplantae; Streptophyta; Magnoliopsida; Poales; Poaceae.